Messenger RNA from Lingula anatina, 1229 nucleotides. RefSeq lists its product as uncharacterized. Gene Ontology annotation, biological process: digestion; lipid catabolic process. Gene Ontology annotation, molecular function: enzyme activator activity. Gene Ontology annotation, cellular component: extracellular region. The record is from RefSeq and is a predicted model, not a curated record. NCBI's taxonomy places the organism in Eukaryota, Metazoa, Brachiopoda, Lingulata, Lingulida, Lingulidae.
UCAGCGCACGUCAAUCCAGGGGCGCUAUAAAACCAACAGCGAGCUAGCUCGGUUCUGUGUUUUGGGAAAGGUGCCGACAAGAAACGCCGAAUCCCGCCGAAAGAAUCUUUGGAAACCAGAGCUCUACUAACAGAAGUCACCAUGAACUUGUUUGUCGUUUUGAGCAUUUUUUGCUUGAUUCAGGUUGCUUACUGCAAGUCAUGUGGAGGGAACCAAGACUGCGGACCUGACGAGUGCUGUGCUGCUGCCCCUUAUGCUCCUCGUCACCGUGAAGGCCUCCACCGCGGAGAGUGUACCCCGCUGGCCGACCUCGGGGACACAUGCGCCAUGCCGAGCGACCGAUUGCAACACCGACCCCUGGUUUGUCCUUGUGCUGAAGGACUGGAGUGUAUUGGCCGCAGGCCUUCAAAGGGACAGCCGACAUUCCUUGCCCUUCUAUACCCCACGGGGAAGUGCGUGGACCCGAAUGCGUGCUCCAGUAACCUCGACUGUGAUGAGAACGAAUGCUGCGCCAUUGUUGGCACUGGAUUCAAUCCACCGAAACGGUGUCUUCCUCUAGGAGGAGAAGGUGAAAGGUGCGCCGCCUCGUACAACCCAGAGCGCCCCCUAGGGUGCCCCUGUGCUGAGGGGUUAACAUGUGAAGUGACCGCAGGGGGGCAGAAGACCUUCUUGUCCAUCCUUCACCCCACCGGUAGAUGUCGCCAGGCGUAAACUUUGACAGCUUUUCAUGAUCUGUUUGAUCAUUUUUAAAUGUAGACCUCUCGUAGGUGUCAACUUACACGAAUUUUGUUGACAUUUUAUGGACAUUAUGAAUAAAUAUAUUGUCCUCAUCCCACGCACUCGAUCCAGUUUUACCGUUUUUUCCCUUCGUUUCUGUCAGUACUGGAUGCUGUAGACUAAACCAUUUGCAGCUUCUGUAUCACGAUAUUCAACCAUACUUUAUAUGAUUAUAGUUAUGAUAAUAAUAGUUUAAAUUUUAAAUAGGAUAAACAAUAAAAAUAGGAAGAACCUACGGAGGAAUUACUUACUGGUAUAGGUGUAUGAACGUCUUUUACACGUGGCAGUCCUCACCACAGCUGAUCUGCUGUGGUACAGUAUUAGUACAGGGGCCCUCGUAGUCCAGAUACAUGCGAGUAGUGGGGUUCUGGGUAUUUUCAUUCCUUUCAGCGCAGUAGGGCCACCCCCAGGGGGGUUUGGCUACCGUUUGGGCGUGGUGGUCAAGAGGGAAU